Messenger RNA from Ostrea edulis (European flat oyster), 4037 nucleotides. RefSeq lists its product as uncharacterized. Gene Ontology annotation, biological process: glycolytic process. The transcript is spliced from 33 exons. Gene Ontology annotation, cellular component: phosphopyruvate hydratase complex; membrane. Gene Ontology annotation, molecular function: magnesium ion binding; phosphopyruvate hydratase activity. The coding region runs from base 35 to 3823 and encodes 1262 amino acids. NCBI's taxonomy places the organism in Eukaryota, Metazoa, Mollusca, Bivalvia, Ostreida, Ostreidae. The record is from RefSeq and is a predicted model, not a curated record.
CAUUUUCUCAACGAAUUGCUUGCCUCCUACUUCCAUGUUAAUACCCCGUUAUCUCGCCAGAGGACGCUUUGAGGUUGCACGAGAGUUCAGUCAGUCGAGAUUUGCCUUUACUAAAUUGAUCCGACUUCCGACUCGUGAAGCCUGUAGACAGUUGAGUUUCUGUCAGAGGCACCAUCUUUCCACCAUGCCAGUCUCUAAGGUGUUUGCUCGUCAAAUUUUUGACAGCAGAGGUAAUCCAACAGUUGAGGUGGAUAUUAAUACAGAAAAAGGUAUGUUCAGAGCAGCUGUACCCAGUGGUGCCUCAACUGGGAUAUAUGAGGCUCUGGAAAUGAGAGACAAGGACCCCAAGUUUUAUCAUGGAAAAGGUGUAUCAAAUGCCAUUAACAAUGUGAACAAUGUCAUUGCACCUGCUCUUGUCAAAGCUAACCUGGAUGAAGCGGACCAGACAGCAGUGGACAAAUUUUUGCUAGAUCUGGAUAAAACAGAAAACAAAAGUAAACUGGGUGCGAAUGCCAUUCUUGGGGUUUCCUUGGCCAUCUGCAAAGCUGGAGCAGCCAAAAAAGGAGUUCCACUGUAUCGCCACAUUGCUGAUCUUGCUGGAAACAAAGAGGUCAUUCUUCCUGUCCCAGCAUUCAAUGUCAUUAAUGGAGGCAGCCAUGCUGGCAACAAACUCGCCAUGCAGGAAUUCAUGAUUCUUCCAACAGGUGCUAGCUCAUUCAAGGAAGCUAUGAGAAUGGGGUCAGAGGUCUAUCAUCAUCUCAAGUCAGUCAUUAAGAAAAAAUAUGGUCAAGAUGCCUGUAAUGUGGGUGAUGAGGGAGGAUUUGCACCAAACAUUCAGGAUAACAAGGAAGGUUUGGAUUUGCUGGUGGAAGCCAUUGAAAAGGCAGGGUACACUGGUAAAAUUAAGAUUGGCAUGGACGUGGCAGCUUCCGAGUUCUUUAAGGAAUCCAAGUAUGACCUAGAUUUCAAAAAUCCGAAGUCUGAUCCAGCUUCCUGGAUCAGUUCAAGCCAGUUAGGUGACCUUUAUCGUGAGUUCAUCUCUAAAUAUCCCAUACUCUCCAUAGAGGAUCCUUAUGAUCAAGACGACUGGGAAGCUUACACUAAACUUACAGGGUCUGUCCCAAUCCAAAUUGUAGGAGAUGAUUUGCUGGUCACAAAUCCAAAAAGAGUCAGGAAAGGCAUUGAUACUAAGGCUUGUAACUGUCUGCUGUUGAAAGUCAACCAAAUCGGCAGUGUCACCGAGUCUAUUGAGGCAUGGAAAAUGUCAAAGGACAACAACUGGGGUGUAAUGGUGUCCCACCGUAGUGGAGAGACAGAAGACACAUUUAUUGCAGAUCUUGUGGUUGGUCUGUGUACCGGACAGAUUAAGACUGGUGCCCCAUGCAGAUCUGAACGUUUAGCCAAGUACAACCAGAUUCUCCGCAUUGAGGAAGAACUGGGAGCUGGAGCCAAAUUUGCCGGGGAGAAGUUCCGUUACCCAUACUUGUCAAACACCAAUGGACAUGUACUGCUUAAUAUUGUGAGGAAUAUGGAAUUCAAUGAGAAAGCUCAUUUAUUUAAUACCGAAAGGGGUCAAAGUAAUAUAAGAAAUUAUGAGGGGAUUAUAGAAACCACCCAUACUGGCUCGGAUGAGUAUGCUUAUGACAAUACCUCGUUUGCCACCGAUUACGAGGAACUGGAGUCUGGCGGGAUCGAGGAUUCUAGCAGUGGCAGGAAUGUCGGCGAAGCUGAAUCGGCCUCUGAUAUUUUAUACCGGCUUCGUUAUGGUUUCCUUGACCCCGAAUUGGAUUCGAAACAACUUGUCACAGAAGUACAGUCUCGUCUAACGGGACAAGACAAACUAAAAUUCAAAGAAGACAUUCUAGAAGGGAUCAGGGAGAUUCCUUUGUCAAUGAAGCAAAAAUUAGAACUUCGGGGAAUACUUACGACAGACCACGUAAACAGACGACAGGAACAAAACCCGAAGAAGUACAUCAAAUCCCGUACAAGGAAAAGCACAGUCCCCCUGUAUCUGUGGGAGUCAUCGAUAACGAAAUUAACAGCUUACUUCGGUAGCACGGUUGCCUCUUAUUUCACGUUUCUGAGAACUCUGUUUUACCUGAACCUGCUGACAGGCAUCGUUUUAUUUUGCUUCACUGCUGUUCCACAGAUCACCACGGGGGAGUUUUUGGAUAGUGAUAUGGAAGAACGCAAUGCUUCAGGACAUUUUGCUGAACUGUCUUACAGUCUACUCUUUUACGGGAUUUACAGGGAUGAUUCCGAUCAAGUGAAAGGAUUCGACCUUGCACUGUCCUACUUUUUGACCUGGGUCUCUGUUAACCUUGUUACUGUAUUGUAUCUCGCAUCAAGCAUGUACGUGCGCUACAGAAAAAGCAAACUGUCCGACAUGGGGAGUGAUUUUCCAUUCACGUGGUCCACGCUUUGUUACUUUGACUUCACCAUCAACAGUAAGGAAGGCGUAAAAGACCACCUAAAAGCAUUUUGCACCGAUUUAAAAGAGAAAAUCCGAGAAGAGAAGUCUUUAGAAGUAGUUGAUUGGUUAAAAAGACUAAGGAUGUACUUUGGGCGAUUGGUCAGCAAUAUACUAGUCUUGGGUUUGCUGGGAGGGAGUGGUUACUUGAUUUAUUACGUAGCCGACCAGGAUACGGACAUGAAAAAUACUAGUAUACAAGUGGAGGACGAACCACAGGAAUUGAUAGAGAAAAUCUAUGAACGCUAUCGGUUGGCGGUUGUUGUUGCCUUUCUGAAGCUGUCUGUUCCAGUUAUCUUCGAACUUCUGGUAAAAAUAGAAAGCUAUCAUCCUCGUACGGAAUUCAAAUUUACCCUUGCAAGAACAACUUUCUUCUAUUACGCAAGUCUGGUUGUGUUUAUCACGUCACUCACCAAGAAGGCAAAAUGUGCCGACAAACAAAACUCACAGACAACGACGACACCAGUGAAUGGUACCUUUCCUACUAGUGCUUCUGCUGAUGUCACCUCUGUCACACCGUUCAACAUAUCCACCGACAGUAGCAAGACUUUGUUUUGUUGUUGGGAAAACGAUGUGGGAGAAGAAAUUUUCAAGUUGAUCUUGGUGGAUCUAGGGGUGUGUAUAGCUGUAGGAUUGCUGCUCCACGUUUUAAAGGCCAUCUUCAUCAAGACCAAAACAUGCUGUUGCAAGAUGAACUACAGCGAGUUUGCAGUGACUUCUAAUGUUCUGGAUUUAGUAUACGGGCAGGGACUUGUCUGGCUGGCGCUCUACUUCUCACCAUUAAUGGCACUGGUAGCGACCGUCAAAUUAUUCAUUGUGUUCUACUUCCGAUAUCUCGUUGCACGUUUUGCCAAUACUCCGCCCAAGAACAUGUUCCGGGCGUCCCGAUCUGGCAGUUUUUACCGGUUCCUGUUGCUGCUGACGUGGAUUCUGUGCUGCGUCCCUGUGGUCUAUAUUCUUAUCCAGAAGACGCCAUCUUGGGAUUGUGGUCCGUUUAAAGAGAAGGAGAGGGCUUACAAAGUGAUAGAUCUGUUUGACACCCUGGAUGACCUUCCUAGCUGGUUGGACUGGAUCAAGGACGCCCUGGAUUACAUCGGCACCGCCAUUGUUAUCGUUCCCGUUAUAGUAAUUUUAAUUCUACUUGUACUUUAUUACCGAGUGAAAUCCAGCUCCUAUAAUGCGUUGAUACAAGAGCUCCGUAAAAAACUGGUUUUUGAAAGAAAAAUUGAAAGGAAAAAGAUAUACGCCAGAGCCCUAUCAGCACCAGCAAUUGGAAGCUUUGGGAAAGCUAGUGGGUCAGCAGUCACUGGAGAGAUGUCCAGAAAAACCAGCAUUGCCACCAUUUCUGCUUAAGGAGGUCCUCACCAAUAUCAUACUACUCCAAUCUCCAAACAGAGAAGAUAAAACUGUAACUAAAGGACAUGCUUCCAUUCAUACUAUUGUUGUUGAACUAAUAGAUUUAAAUGUCUUACUUUGUUUUAAUGUUCAUCACUAAUGUAAUUUUUUUGCAUGUGUAUGCAUUUGACAUAUUAAAGACUGAAAGAAUUCACAGGUCUGAAAUGAAUAA